Messenger RNA from Mesoplodon densirostris (Blainville's beaked whale), 1221 nucleotides. Its product is annotated as speedy protein E4-like. Gene Ontology annotation, biological process: positive regulation of cyclin-dependent protein serine/threonine kinase activity. The record is from RefSeq and is a predicted model, not a curated record. The transcript is spliced from 8 exons. Gene Ontology annotation, molecular function: protein kinase binding. Bases 1 to 1221 code for a protein of 406 amino acids. Lineage: Eukaryota; Metazoa; Chordata; Mammalia; Artiodactyla; Ziphiidae.
AUGGACAAUCGUCACCCGACUUCCCAGGCUGAGGAGCUGAACUCCCAGUCCAGCUCUUCAGGGUACCCGCUGGAGUUGACUGUCUAUGAAGAAAGCCCAGGACCGUCAGCUCCCUGGGCUGGUUGCAGCCCCCCGCCUCAGCGCCCCGGCUGUAAGAGGAACAGGUCAGUGGCGUUCAGAGCGGAGGUGGAGGGCAACACGGCCGCUGAGGCCCAGGACACCUGGGUCGUGGAGUCGCUGAGUGGGCUCAAGAUGAAGCUGAAGCGACAGCGGGUGUCUUCAGUGCUGCCUGAGCACCACGAGGCCGACACCUGGGUCGUGGAGUCGUUCAGUGGGCUCAAGAUGAAGCUGAAGCGACAGCGGGUGUCUUCAGUGCUGCCUGAGCACCACGAGGCCGACACCUGGGUCGUGGAGUCGUUCAGUGAGCUCAAGAUGAAGCUGAAGCGACAGCGGGUGUCUUCAGUGCUGCCUGAGCACCACAAGGUCUUCAAGUGGAUGCUUGAGGAUCCCGUCGUUAAGAAAUUCCUCGCCUGGGACAAAAACCUGGAAGUAUCUGACAAGUAUCUCCUGUCGAUGGUGAUAGCGUAUGUCAGCCGGGUCGGGCUCCUCUCCUGGCAAUUCCAGAGAAUCCAUUUCUUCAUAGCUCUCUAUGUGGCCAGCGACAUGGAAGAGAACAACCAGGCCCCCAAGCAGGCCAUCGUUUCGUUCCUCUAUGGAAAGGACAGCUCCCAGCAUGCCUUGUUCCACAAACUGCGUUCCCAGUUCAUCCGUUCCAUGGGCUGGAAGACAUGGGUCACUCGGGAAGAGUGCGAGCAGAUCCAGGCUUUUGAUCCAGAGCUCUGGGUGUGGGGAAGAGAUCGUGCCCUCUUGCCCCAGAGGCCCCAGGACUACGCAGGCCUGAGGUCAUCGGCCUGCGCAAAGAUCACAGAGCCCAGGAGAGAUGAGGAUGUUCAACAAGAGGUCAAUCCAGACACUGACGACAGCCGUGAAGAAGGAAGGGAGAAGCCUCUUGUGCAGAUCAUCGAGAAGAAGCCAGCAUCUUCUAGAAUGAGCGGAGGCCAGUUUUCGUGUUAUACUCCUAGGAGCGGGAUUGUUCAAGAGUACCAUGCGAUGCAGCUUUUGGGGAACUACAAUAAAGAUGAAAGUCUUCUCACAGUCAGGAUGUGUGUGGUCAUUACCAGUCGGCUUCGCCUCUUUGCUGUCCAACGAGGUGUUGCUUAA